Messenger RNA from Ambispora gerdemannii, 419 nucleotides. NCBI's taxonomy places the organism in Eukaryota, Fungi, Glomeromycota, Glomeromycetes, Archaeosporales, Ambisporaceae. The record is from the annotation of a GenBank genome assembly.
CAACAAGUGGGCUAUGUGCAAUAGCAACAAGUGGGCUAUGUGCAAUAGCAACAAGUGGGCUAUGUGCAAUAGCAACAAGUGGGCUAUGUGCAACAGCAACAAGUGGGGCUAUGUGCAAUAGCAACAAGUGGCUAAGAAAUCUGAAUAAAAAAAUAAUCAUGACUAUCUUCAACAAAGUCGUUGGUCUCGCUCUGUUCUUGGCGAUCUGCCUCAUUGCUUCAUCUGACGCAAGACCUAUGCCCGAGCCCAUACUAAACAGCUAUACUAUUGGAAAUGGUAAUAGUUACUUGAGUGGUAACCAAGCGAAUGGUAAUGGUUACAGGAAUGGUAACCAAGGGAAUGGUAAUGUUAGUGGUUACUGGAGUGGUAAUGGUUACGGUAAUGGUAUCUGGAAUGGUGGUUAUGGUCGCUGGUGGUAA